UACUUCAAAGAGCAGGAUCUUUUAAAGCCGGAUCGUUCGCGAACGACCCAUCACUCGGUGUUGGCAGCAAAUGGUAACAACGUCUUCAUCUCAUCUCUUUUUGCACUCCAACUAAUUACUUACUUACUUACUUUUAAAAUCAGCUUUUCAUUCCGCGUCUUACAUUUAAAACAUGAGCCAAGACAUAAAGCCGGAAGUUAGCAACACGCUGGAAAAAAUGUGCGAAUUCCAAAAGGUGAGAAAGUUGAUGGAGGAGCGACUAAAUGUUACUGCUGAAGAAAUAUUUGGAGUGUUGGAAAGAACCAUAGCAGAGUACGAGGAGGAACUUUCUAGGACAAAGGAGGAGAACAAACGUCUACAAGAACUACUGGAUGCUGUUUUCAAACCUCAAGUUGUGCUACACAGAGCAGACGUCCAGCAGGUGUCAGCGGGGAGUCAUGAAGAGGAGUGGCACACCAGUGUGGGACAGAAGGAGCUACAGGCCCCCUCCCACAUUAAAGAGGAGCAGCCCUGGGAGCAGCUUCAUGAUGAAGAUGAAGCUCAGUCCUUACAGCUUCAUCACAGUCAAAGUGAGGAGAACAGAGGGGCGGAGCUUGUAACUCAACACAUCACAGAAGCUGAUGGAGAGCAUUGUGAAGAUAUAAACUCACAACCAGACAGCAUCUUUGCUCCAUUGUCAGACAUGGACGACAUGAUGUCAGACUCUUCUGAUCACAGUGACCACAUCCAAAAACCUUUGGAGAGUAAACAUGACUCUAAAGGUGAUACGACACAUCACACUAACAACAAACACUUUGACUGCUCUGAAUGUGGAAAAUCAUUUAGACAGAAGAGUAAUGUUACAGUACACAUGAGAAUACAUACUGGAGAAAAACCUUUUACUUGCUCUGUUUGUAAGAAGAGUUUCUCCCAAAAGCAUGCCAUGACCACACACAUGAGAACACACACUGGUGAGAAACCUUUUACUUGCUCAACUUGUGGUAAAAGAUUCAACAGCAAGAAUGACAUGAUUAGACACAUGAGAACACACACAGGUGAGAAACCUUUUACUUGCUCUGUUUGUAAGAAGAGUUUCUACAGAAAGAACAACAUGACCGCACACAUGAGAACACACACUGGAGAGAAACCAUUUAGUUGCACUGUGUGUGAUAAAAUAUUCAGGUUUAAGCAGCAGGUCAGUCAACACAAGUGUGUAACAGCCAUGGAAGCUGCAGGGAUUUAAAAACACUUAAACAGUGAUUGUGCUAAAUGUACUUUAAAAACACAGCAUGUUUAAUAUGAAUGUAUAUUUUAUGUUGUAUGUAGUGAUUUUCAUUAUCUAUCGUUAUAUGUUGUCCUGUAAUUACUUUUUAAGUUGUGUGCAGUUAUUGAAUAAUAUAUAUGUAGCUACUAUUUUAUUAUAUUUUAUUAUAUUUUCUCAUUGAUAUUUUCAUUUGUUUUUUUCACACGUUUCCAAAUUGCAUUUUAUUGAUGUUAUUAUAAUAAUAAUAAUAAUAAUGGAUUAGAUUUAUAUAGCGCUUUUCUAGACACUCAAAGCGCUUCACAGAGAAGUGAGAACCCAUCAUUCAUAUUUACAACUCAUUCAUUCAUCAUUCAUUCUCCGGUGUGAGCGGCACCGGGGGCAAGGGUGAAGUGUCCUGCCCAAGGACACAACGGCAGCGAUUUUGGAUGGUAAGAGGCGGGGAGCGAACCUGCAACCCUCAGGUUUCUGGCACGGUUGCUCUACCCACUACGCCAUACCGCCCCCCGAAUAUAAUUAAAAGUAUGAAAUAAUAAAAUUGUUAACAAAAUUUGGACUAGAUUAGUAGCAUUGUUACAUCAUGAAUGUUAACUACUGCAAAACAUCAACCGAAGAAGAAAAAUGCUGAAGUUAGCAACACAUCACUGAACUUUAGAGCCAUCGUGAGUGGAGUUGGUGGUUUUUAUUGCUGCAUUUGUACUUAUUUCACCAUACAUUUCACUUUUAAUCCUAAAGUCUUCUUCAAAUAUAUUGUUGUAGGCUUCUAAGAUUUGUG
Molecule: messenger RNA, 2015 nt
Organism: Entelurus aequoreus (snake pipefish)
Lineage: Eukaryota; Metazoa; Chordata; Actinopteri; Syngnathiformes; Syngnathidae
Product: zinc finger protein OZF-like
Exons: 2
Coding region: 173-1222 (349 amino acids)
Biological process (GO): regulation of transcription by RNA polymerase II
Molecular function (GO): DNA-binding transcription factor activity; RNA polymerase II cis-regulatory region sequence-specific DNA binding
Source: RefSeq, a predicted model, not a curated record